Molecule: messenger RNA, 3207 nt
Organism: Linnemannia hyalina
Lineage: Eukaryota; Fungi; Mortierellomycota; Mortierellomycetes; Mortierellales; Mortierellaceae
Source: the annotation of a GenBank genome assembly
AUGUCUGUCUCGGCAUCAACACAACGGUCAUUUCAGGGCGAGUUCGCCAGCAAUAGUAACGGUCUGUUCCAGACAAAUACCUCGCCCCUCCAAUAUAAGCACACGACACCGCCACAACACCACCAACAACAGCAACAGCACCGACACAAUAUCCCCUCUCACCCACAGCAGCGGACUCAGGUCUCCACAAAAGCUCUCGCUCUCACAUCGACUACAACAAAGGGUACACCCCCACCCCCUUUGAUGGGCUCCGCCAUUGUCCUCGUUAACGACUCGGCCCUCCACUGCUUUGGUGGCCGGCUCGAGAACCGUGACUUGACAAAUGUUCACUAUGUUCUUGACGUCGAGACCGGGUUCUGGGAUACCCUCCACGACGUCUCGUCGGAGAACAACUUUGCCGACCCUGAAAUCGAGGGUGGGAGCGACCCCUCUGCGAUGCUGUCGCUCUCGUUGACGACAGAUCCGGUUGAGGAGACUCACGCCGGCACACUUUCGGAUCCCAUCUCGGUCCCACCCAGUCCUCGGUACUUUCACACGCUCAAUGCCUUUGGUACGUCAUUGAUUCUCUUUGGCGGCAUGGGCAAGGUCUACAACGGCAGCAAUGACGGAAGCGACAGCAACGGCGGCGCAAACGACAAGAAGCAGGAGAGCGGCGAGGACGACGGGAGCCAAGACGUCAUGGCUGCAUUAAAUGAUCUUCAUGUCUUCGAUAUUGUUACUCAGCGCUGGCAACAGAAACACCCUCAGGUCAAUGCGCACUCUCCCAAACCCCGCUGGGCCCAUAUGGCAACGAUUUUGGACCACUAUCUGGUCGUCAUUGGAGGUACGGAUACGGCUAAGGCCUAUGUCGAGGAUGCCUGUGUCUUAGACCUCCACACCUGGGAGUGGGUCUCCUCUAUCCAGUCCAUUGGCCAGUGCGGCUCCUACCGAACCAUUGCCGCCACUGGACCCGGCAAGCAAUCGGCCAGCUCUGUCGCCCCAGCGUCACCCUCUUUCCCCUCGGCGACCGCAUCUUCUCCACAGACAUCGGCCAACCUCUCCUGGCCCUCGACGGACUCGGGUCCCAUUGAUACGAUGGCGAGUAUCUCGAUGGUGCUCAGUGGCCGCAUCUCCGCACCAAGCUCGACAACAGCUUCCUCGAGAGGAGAUGAUACACCGGACGGAGGCUCUGAUGAGCAACAACAGCCCCCAACCAAACGCAAAAAUUCGGAGAGACUGAUGAGUGGCGAACUUACACCGGCGUUCAGGACUGGUCGGGAUGUGCCGUCGAUUUAUCUUUAUUCAAACUAUGAUUUCAAGAACCUUCAGCGGGACUUCAAGGUCAUCACCCCACACUACACCCACCCGGCCAUCGCCAUGGAUGGGCCUUCUUCCACGCCUGCCUCCACCCCGGCGCCUCCUCCAUCCUUCUCAUUGGUCGAAAAGACCCAGGCACUGGCCAUGAUGGGUCACGAGCUCCCACCCGGCCUUCGCUUCCCUCAAGGACACGUAUACCAGAACCAGCUGAUCCUCACAGGCACCCUAAUCCUGCCCGGCAAAAAACCCACUCUGGCCAUCUACGCCUUCAACCUCACCCAUUACAAGUGGGAGCAGCUCUCGACCGACAACCUCCUCGAGACGGGUUCCUGGAGCCGCACUUUGCUCCACCCUGCCACAGGAACGCUGUUCAUCUUUGGUAACCAAGCGUCCAACGCCGACGAGGACUAUGCCAACCGUCUCCAGCACCACAAUCACAUCAUGAUGGUCAACUUGCAGGCCUACGGCCUGUACGAGCGACCCAUCCCUUCGUUCUCGAAAGAAGCACAAGAUCUUGGAUUGGAGCUGUUGUCAAGACCCAGCUUGAGCGACAUGCAAGUCUGCUCGGCAGCUGGUACUCUCUUUGGAGCCAACUCGACUGUGCUUGCUGCUCGUUGGCCCGAGUUCUCGACCAUGCUGUUGUCUCCCCCUUAUGUGACACCUUUGGUCUUGAUCUUGCCCGUCCCCGACGACGUGGUACCACUCUUCCUACAGUACCUCUACACCGGCAGUCUCCCCACAACCAUCUCGGCUGGUAUGGCCGACUAUCUGUUGAUCCUUGCUCGGCGCUACGAGCUCAACGGUCUCUAUGCGCUCACCAUGGAUAUCUUGCACCAAUUGGUCCACAUGAACCCCAUCCGCAUCUACAGCACAGCGUUGAUGGCUGGUGAACUCGGUCUUCAGGCAAGAGCUAUCGGAUUGGCCGUUCAGACUCUCCCAGCUGCCACGGAACCCAGGGAACUUCCACCUGUUCCCGCGGGUAUUGUUCGGUCCAACAGCCUGCGUGCCCCUCCACCUCCAUCCACCAAGGUGCCUUACCCACCUACCCAGCACCGACGUGCCGCCUCCCGAGACAGUAUCAGCACUGAUGGAGGCCACGUCCGUGACAACCUUCUGCAGCAAUACAACGGCGGUCAACGAUUGAUGCCCUCGAUGAUUCAGGAAGUCGACGAGACGGGGCAGCAGCAGCACCAGCCCUUGUUCCUUUCCUCGCCCAGUGGCAAUUCUCUCCUGCGACCUACCCGAGCAGCACCCUUGCCACCAAGUCAUCAUCAAGGAGCAGGAGGCGCAUAUCAGAAUCAACCUAUUUCUCCUCUCGGUUCACCGACAUACCCCCAAGGUGGAUCUCAAUACCAGACCGCCUACCCAUCACCACUGUCACCGUCCUUCCAACAACACCUCUUCACAUCCCAGCCUAUCUAUGACGACUACCAGCUGGACGACCGGACACUCCAGGCCAAGAAACGACUCCAGAUGCAGAUGCAGUACGAUAUGGAACAACAAGUCCACCAGCACCAGAUGGCCCAACAGGAGUACAUCCAACAACAGCAGCACCAACUAGAGCAGGAACACAUGCGUGGCCAAGAGAUGCUCAUGCUCGAACAACACCGGCUCCAACACCAGCGGUACCUCCAAAAGCAACAACAACUCCGUGGAGAUGUACUCCCAAGUGCCGCCGUCGUCUCUGGAGCAUUGGAUUAUCACUUUGGGGGAGCCAAGGCGCCCGCACCGUCCAAGAUCCGUGGGAACACCGAGGGGUCGGUUGUGGAGAGUGUCCAGUCUGGAAGCAGUGGUGGUAGUAGUGGGAAUCAAAAGAAGACCGAGAAGGAGAAGAAGAAUAUGAAGAAUAAGAUGAAGCCGCCUAAACCAACGUUGAGCGGUGCCGAUCUUAUGAAGAGCGCAGGAUUCUAG